This is a messenger RNA of Xenopus laevis (African clawed frog), 2231 nucleotides long. It is a transcript of the gene efemp1.S, whose product is annotated as EGF containing fibulin extracellular matrix protein 1 S homeolog. The record is from RefSeq and is a predicted model, not a curated record. Gene Ontology annotation, cellular component: basement membrane. The coding region runs from base 207 to 1589 and encodes 460 amino acids. Gene Ontology annotation, molecular function: calcium ion binding. The transcript is spliced from 11 exons. NCBI's taxonomy places the organism in Eukaryota, Metazoa, Chordata, Amphibia, Anura, Pipidae.
CUGAAAUGAAUACCUCUUUUCAAAAUAGUAUCCACAUGCCUGGAGCAGCAGAGCGUUCACUGAACUCCCUAAGAUUUCCUAAAUAUAUAUACACACACACGGCUGCUCCCUGAAUAUACUGCAGCACAUUCCUGACUCCCGUCACCUGCACAGAGAACCUCCUCUGAUUCUUAACAGAAGCAAAAUCGGAAGCAUUCAGAGAAAGCAUGCUGAAGUUUCUGCUUAUCACUGCUCUGAUUCAUUUAACCUGUGAACAAGACACUGAGGAUACAAUAACAUACACUCAAUGUACUGAUGGCUACGAGUGGGACCCAAUAAGACAACAAUGCAAAGAUGUUGAUGAAUGUGAAAUUGUACAUGAUGCAUGUAAGGGUGGAAUGAAAUGUGUUAACCACUAUGGAGGGUAUCUUUGCUUACCAAGAACUGCCCAAAUACUGGUUAAUAAUGGACAAGAUGAUAACCCUAGCACACCACAGGAGCCUACUGGCUCCCAGCAAACGAAUGGACAAAAUGCAGCAGUGGAAGUCCAUAACCCCCCUGAUGUUCAACACACAGUUCCAAAUUCCCCACAGCGAAUACAGUGUGCACCUGGCUAUGAACCCAAUGCACAAAAUAUGUGCCAAGACAUAGAUGAAUGUGCUGCAGGAACCCACAAUUGCAGACCUGAUCAAAUCUGCUCCAAUCUGAGAGGUUCUUUCAGCUGCCAAUGCCCCAGGGGACUUCAAAAAAGAGGGGAUCAAUGUGUUGACAUUGAUGAGUGUGCAUUAUCGUCAUUUUGUCAUCAUCAUUGUGUUAACACAUUUGGUUCAUACUAUUGCCAGUGCAAUCCUGGGUUUCAGCUUUCAGCCAACAACUAUAGCUGCAUAGAUGUCGAUGAGUGUGCCAGCAGUCCAUGCACGCAGGAAUGUUACAACAUGGUUGGGUCAUACUUCUGUCAAUGUAAUACCGGCUACGAGUUGAGCAGAGAUCGAGUUAAUUGUGAAGAUAUUGAUGAAUGCAGAACAUCUAACUAUUUGUGCCAAUACGAAUGUGUCAAUGAACCAGGAAGGUUUUCCUGCAUAUGUCCUGAAGGCUAUCAACUUGUUGGAACUCGAACAUGUCAAGAUAUCAAUGAAUGUGAUACGGAUGCUUAUGAAUGCGGAGAAGAUACCACGUGUUGGAAUUAUUAUGGUGGAUACCGAUGUUACCCAAGCAACCCUUGUCAGGAACCAUAUGUUCUCACAUCUGAAAAUCGGUGUAUCUGCCCUGUUGCAAAUCCUCUGUGCCGGGACCAGCCAUACAGCAUUCUCUAUAAGUACAUGAGCAUUCAUUCAAACAGACCAGUACCUUCUGAUAUCUUUCAAAUUCAGGCUACCAUGAUUUACUCUAAUACAAUCAACACAUUCAGAGUUAAUUCUGGAAAUGAAAAUCAAGAUUUUUACUUGCGGCAUACAAGUGGAAUCAGUGCUAUGCUUGUUAUGGUAAAGCCGUUGACUGGACCAAGAGAAUAUAUUGUUGAUCUGGAAAUGGUGACAGUAAACAGCGUAAUGAACUAUCGGUCAAGCUCCAUAUUGAGGUUAACAAUAGUAGUGGGACCACACUCAUUUUAAAUAUGUGAGAUUAAGCACUGGGAAUUGCCAGAUACUAUCAUCUAUGGUACAUCACUACUAUUUUAUUUAAACAUUUCAUUGAAAUUCAUUAUUCUAAGCUCAGAUUAGAAAGGUAUUAAAAAACAGCUAUAAUGUUCAAAAAUAUAUUAAAUAUAUGUGCUACUUAUUUGCAUUCAGCAUUAUAAUUUAAUGUCUGGGUUUGAAUUACCAAAAUAUCAAAUUCAUUAAAAUAAUACAACUAUAAACAUUUUUAUCAUGUAAAUAGUUUGUCAGUAAGACUACACUGAUUUGAUUUGCUCUAUGAUUUUUUUUAAUUAUAGAUCAUAAUUAUUACCAUUAUUCUGGUCGCUUUCCUAACCUUUUUCAUUUCAAUGAAGUUUAGAAGGUGAUCCAGGCAGGUAGAAUCUGAUGUCAUAGAAUAGUUAUACUGUAGAAUAGUUAUACUGUAUACUGCAGUUUUAUUUUAACUUCGAAAUUCGACCCUUAGUAAAUCUGCCCCUAUGUGUCAAGAUACAUGGUAACCUUUGAGUCCUAAAACCUAUUGAACAAUAUUAUAUUGUCACCAUUAAAGGGGCAGAUUUAUCAAGGGUCAAGUUGAAUUCGAGGGAAUUUUCGAAGUAAAAAAAUUCGAAAUUCGAAGUA